GUUUGGAUUUCUACAGCUGUCAUUCGGUUAAUGGCACGUGUGAUUUUGUUUACUUGCAAUUCGACAAAAAGUCUCGCUAAAAACCGAUCAAUCUGCAAAAUCUCUGCAUUCCAAGGAGUACAGAUACGUGCCCGUACGUAUAGCACUAUGGCCGAAGGAAAUACGACAACCGGCUCGUUAAAAACAAUACGGGAAGGCAGUGCAGAAAUACUGGUUGCUGACCACGUAUUCUACAACCCGGUGCAGGAAUUUAAUCGUGAUCUGAGCAUAUGCGUUCUGACCGCCUUCUCGAGAAUAUAUCAGCGGGAGAAAAUUGAACAAAACCAGCGAAAAAAUCCUUCAAACGAAGCGUGUAAUGAAACAACUACGCUGGAAGCCGGAGUUAAACAUGAGAAUGGAUUACGGAUCUUAGAAGCGCUGUCUGCGACCGGAUUGCGAAGCAUACGGUACGCGAAGGAAAUUCCCGGUGUGAAGGAAAUUAUUGCAAACGACCUAUCCAAAUCAGCGGUGGAAUCGAUCGAGCAGAAUGUGAAGCACAAUCAAAUAGAUCAUCUGAUCAAGCCGAGCUUUAACGACGCAAUGACGCUCAUGUACAUGUCGACAAAACCGGAGCAACACUUUACGGCGAUCGAUCUCGAUCCUUACGGCCAUCCGACACGUUUCCUCGACGGAGCCGUUCAAAGCAUUGAAGACGGUGGGUUACUCCUUAUCACUGCUACCGAUAUGGCUGUUUUGGCCGGUAAUUCACCGGAAUCGUGCUACGUCAAGUAUGGAUCAGUUCCGCUCAAAACAAAGUCCUGUCACGAGAUGGCUUUGCGCAUUCUGCUUCGAUGCAUCGAAACAACGGCCACCCGGUAUGGGCGGUACAUGAAGCCGCUGCUAAGCAUAUCGGCCGAUUUUUACAUACGCGUAUUUGUGCGCAUAUACACCGGGAAAUACGCGUGCAAGAAGAGUAGCAGCAAGCAAUCGAUGGUGUUUCAGUGUACUGGCUGUGAAGCGCUAACUCUCCAACCCUUGGGCGUACUGAAACCGAACCCCACCGAAGCAAACCCGCAGCAAAUUAAAUUUGGUAUCCCAACGGGACCGUUUGUAGGUGGCCGCUGUGAGCAUUGCAAUCAUCAGCAUCACAUGGGAGGUCCGAUAUGGUCCGCUCCGUUGCACGAUGAAGAUUUCCUAGACGAAUUGCUUGACACAGUAGAACAGGAGGACACGAAGCGAUUGACAACGAUCAGACGGAUCUACGGUACGUUGGCGGUCAUUCGAGAGGAACUGCACGAUAUUCCACUUUACUACGCGCUGGACCGUAUGUGUGGCAUACUGAAGCUGGAAUCGAUCGGAAUGCAAACCCUGCGGUCCGCACUGUUACACGCGGGCUAUCGAGUGUCCUAUUCCCAUGCCAGCCGCACCUCGAUCAAAACGGACGCUCCAAUCAGUGUGCUUUGGGAUAUUCUUCGUUGUUGGCAUAGGUUACAUCCGGUAAAGCCGGAGCGAUUCCUGGACGGUGUCCCACUGACGGCAAUUUUACGAAAGCAACCAACGCAGGAGUACAACAUCGAAGACAUACAUCCGGACGCGAAUCCACCGAGUCGCAAGGAAUCGCUUAGCCGUUUUCCGGAAAAUCCAACCGCCCACUGGGGUCCUGGAACGCGGGCAACACAAAUGGUCAGCGAUAAUAAAAUGCUCAAAAGUGCGCAGAACCAGAACAAACGGAAGCAAAAACGAGCACCAAAAAGUGAGACGAAGGUGCAGGAUAAUGAUGUCAAGGCCGGCAGUGAAUCGCCGGACAGGAAAGUACCGAAAACGAUUACUACGGACUGCUGAAAUAGGAAUAGCGGUUUGUAGUUACUAUGGGAAUGUCGACCCGAGCCCGGAAAUUGCAUGCGUCGGUAUGGUAAUGUUAUGUACCGCGUUGAGUCGCUGGAAAGGGAAGGAAAAUCGAUUAAACAUAACCUUCCCACAUGCCUGUACACAUAUUUCACGUUAGUUUUCUGCUGUUGUUAUCGUAGUAGGCGAUGUUUUAACUGAGCGAUGUGAAGUUUGCCCAGAAUGUAGAAGGCUUUGGGCGCCAGUAGCUUACCACGAGCGGAAAAGUGAAAUUCAAUUUUGGAAAAUAAUAAAUCUUGCGAGAGCUGUUUACAAUUUGAAACUGAA
Molecule: messenger RNA, 2151 nt
Organism: Anopheles funestus (African malaria mosquito)
Lineage: Eukaryota; Metazoa; Arthropoda; Insecta; Diptera; Culicidae
Gene: Trm1
Product: probable tRNA (guanine(26)-N(2))-dimethyltransferase
Exons: 4
Coding region: 31-1821 (596 amino acids)
Biological process (GO): tRNA N2-guanine methylation
Cellular component (GO): nucleus
Molecular function (GO): RNA binding
Source: RefSeq, a predicted model, not a curated record